Messenger RNA from Haliotis rubra (blacklip abalone), 3349 nucleotides. RefSeq names its product epidermal growth factor receptor-like. Bases 285 to 1178 code for a protein of 297 amino acids. Lineage: Eukaryota; Metazoa; Mollusca; Gastropoda; Lepetellida; Haliotidae. The transcript is spliced from 6 exons. The record is from RefSeq and is a predicted model, not a curated record.
UGUUGGCGUCACACAUCUCGGUCCCAGGCAAUCGCUUCACCGGCGCACAGCGAUCGAAACUAACAGAGAACAGUAUACAAGGCUCGAAGUUCGCGGUCCUGUGAUCAUUGAUUGAUUUGCCUGGGCACAACAGAUCGAACACUUCUUAAUCAUCAACAGUACACACACAUUUAUUGUAGAAUUGGGAUAGAUUUCUACGCUUGGAAAAGCCAGCGUGAAUAUAUUUUUGUCAGAAAUAUUCUAUUCUACAUAUUUUGGCAAGUGCUCGAGAACAGUUAAUAUAUAUGAUGAUUCAAGUUCUUAUACUAUGUGCAUGGUGUGUUUGCACUGCUCUCGGCGUCUUCAUUCAACCAGACAUCGAUAUACCCAAUUUAACCCUGGAGAAAGUCUGCCCAGGUACCCAUAUGGGAUUCAGCUAUUCCGGUUCUCUCCGACGUCACUUCCGGUAUAUGCAGAGACGUUACACCGGGUGCACAUACGUGCAGGGGAACCUCGAGAUCACACACCUGCGUCACAAGAACAUUAACUACGACCUGAGUUUUCUCAGCACAAUCCGUUAUGUCAGCGGCUAUGUGCUCAUUGGCCUGGUAACACGUGUCCGAGAGAUACCCUUGACCAGUUUAGAAGUCAUCAGAGGUAACCAGACACUUGAACUCUUCGGAAGACAGUUUGGACUUGCCGUGACCUUGACCUCCAGAUCGUACGGAUCUAGGAAAGGGUUACAAGAACUCCAACUGCCGAAAUUGAGAGAGAUCUCUAGGGGCGAUGUACUGUUUGCCAACAACCCUGGACUGUGUUACGUCAAGACCAUCCUCUGGGAGGCCAUCAUCAGCGGUGGAAGGAAGGCCAUGCUCAAGGGAGACCAACCACUGGCUAAACGAUGUUUGCCGUGCUCCAGUCACUGUGAUCAGGAGGGUACCAGGCGAUGCUGGGGGAGGGGGAAGCAACUCUGUCAGAAAGUCGAGCCCUUGACCUGUGACCCCUCGUGUCCGUACCGGUGUUUCGGACCUGGAAAGCAGGGGUGUUGUCACAGCCAAUGUGCCGCCGGAUGUUGGGACGAGACCGAGGCUGACUGUGAGAUGUGUAAAAACUACAACUACCUGGGCCGCUGUGUUGGUUAUUGUCCAUACGACCCCAACACAUAUGCUUUCGGCUCAAUGUGCCUUAAGUUUUAUUGAUGUGUCACCACGGAUAAUCCCCUCUGUACCAUUCAAGGAUCGAUGUCCACGGAAAUGAUCGAUGACGCAAGCCUCAACCCGGAUACAUCACGGACUUUGAUCACAGAGGCAUGACAUUAAACGACAUUUGCUAACGUUGCCAUGCUCGUUUUUCCAUAUCAGAUCAAUAUUGACACAUAACAUUGACAUAAACGCACUCUAGGGGAAGAGCAUCAGCAGACUUUAGACACUAAGAGGAAACAAUAUUUCAAGUCCAAUGUAACUUUACCAAAGUGCCGGUGUAUGUUUAUAGACCAAGUAGGACGGAAGGGUCAUAUAUGGGUACAAGACACAGUUAGUGAAAGUGAUGUAUGUCUGUGUACACGGAAAUGGUACUUUCUAGGUAUUGAUAUGUCUAGAUAGUGGAAAUGGUUCAUCAUUAUGCGAGCUCUAGCUCUGAUGACCAAGCCGCGUUAUCUGGACAGGGAGGACAUCAAAGCCCUACUUCCCGAAAGGUCAUACUGUGAAACGCUCUCAUGCACUCUGGAGCUGCUCAUGGCAAUGUUAAAUAAAAUGUUAUGCUUUAAAUAACAUCAAUACCAUUUUAAGAAGUAAUCUAUAAGGCUCGCAAAUAAUCACUAGGAUAUAAUAUUUUAUUUCAAAACUGCUACACACUUUCAAGUUGUUGAUUGAAACAUCCUGGAAUCUUGGGAACCAACCAUUUUUAGACGGAUUAUUACUUUUCGCUACCUCGUCAAGAUGUACUAUCUGUUUUCUCUAUAGGAGGAUCCAGAUCUUGGGAAAUCACUUCAGAUUUGUUUUCAGCACAUGGAGUGAACAAUUACUUAUAAUUUGGUGGGAAAAUCCGAAGGUAAUCAUUUUAUAGUUAUUUCUUUUAACGAUUUCUCUUUCAAACAAUCCAAACCAUAAUAACAACGAUCAGUAUUGAUAUGCAUUCCCACGGUAUAAAGGUCCUCUUCCUAUUGAAUGUCCUCUAUAUAAUUGUCUUACGGGCAACAUUUUCCAUACUAAAAUGAAUACAAUCAGAUAUUCCAGUCGGCUUUCAAUAUCGUUGGUUGUGAACGAGCGUACAGAUUCUAUUAAAGAAGAUUUCCUCGGUUUUACGAGAAUGUUAAACAAUACCUAUCUUGUUCUCGUCAUUGGUAGCGGUAUAUCAAAGGUUCGUGGAGAUUAUUUACUGAUGGAGUUCCUCCCCUGUCGCUUUGGGGCCGGGUUGCCCAGUCGUUGCAGUGUUCGCCCGUCGCGUCAAGCCCCUGAUUCCAUUCUCAACAUCGGUGAAAUAUCUGGUGUACCCCUGCCGAAUUAUUCCUAUAAUACUGUCGACAGUGGCGUAAAACCUACUCACUCAUACUGAUGGGUGGAGAAUCAUGGUAGCUUUAUGUCUACUGAAACAUAUUUGUUGGCAUAAAAUAAUCCAGUGAAACGCAACGCCUUUCUUAGUGUAAAAAAUGUGUUUUGAAACUCGAUAAGAAUUAAGGACAGAAAAUGAUAAACCUGUUCUGAAGAUGCAAUUGGUAAUUAGUAUUAGUUCACCUGUACUUUUGGAUCAUUGCUCGAGGUUCGAAGUUAGGUUAUCGCUAAAUUAAUGUAGUGUGUUUGAUAGUCACUUUCAAUAUUUUCCGUGUGGAAGGGUACUUUUACCACUCUGAUGAAAACGAACGCUGUCGGUGAUGUUAGAUCAGUCAUAAGACUCGGUUCAUACUCAAGCCGACAAACAACGAAUCCCGCAAUUGAUUCAAGGGAAGCAGCUCUGCACAGUACUAGUGGAGGUAGAGAUAACUGAGAACUGACGCGUUGAUAACACGGAAUGCUGUACGGAGAUCGAUAUGGCUAUACUCACAUUCCUACACUUUCACCAGUGAACAUUCUGUUUCAUUUUCAAAACGACCGAUGUACAUGAACAGAAGUUUUGCUACUUUCGGCCCACUUAAAAGCAUUGAAUGUCAGUAUUUAUCAAAUGACAAUUGAAACUAUCCCUACAUUAAAGAUGAUGUGGAACGAUACCUGUCUCGCUUCAGUACACUGGUCAGUCUCCUUUCAAUAUCAUGACUAAACUACGUACUUGAGCUAUCAUGGUGCAGAUUGGUUCAGCGUGACUGGUACCGCCACAUGGAUGCUGUUCGUUGUAAAAGACAAAAAUGGAUUUGAAUAAACAGUUGUGUGCAUUCUCA